This is a messenger RNA of Durusdinium trenchii, 432 nucleotides long. The record is from the annotation of a GenBank genome assembly. NCBI's taxonomy places the organism in Eukaryota, Dinophyceae, Suessiales, Symbiodiniaceae.
AUGCAACAGCAAGCUCCACAGUUCAUGCCGCCGCCUCCUGUUCCGGGAGCUGGUGGAGCACAGGUGCCUGUCUGGCAGCAGGCUCAAGAUGCAGGAGGACCACCGGAGGCCGCCGUGUCCAAACCCAUCCAGCGCGGACCGGCCGGGCCCGCGCUCGACGUGAAGUCUGGGCUGAGCCUCGAGGUCGUCACCGGCAAGGUGAAGGAGAUUGCCCUCAGGAUCACCGGUGCAGACGAGGGUGAGAUUGAAGCCGACACACCUUUGAUGGAAGCAGGCUUGACCAGCAAUUCUGCAAUUAUCAUGCGUGAUGAGCUUUCUCAAGCUCUUCCUGGUGUGCAGCUGCCAGUCACCCUGGUCUUCGAUUACCCUUCCGUGUCUGCGAUGACUGAACUGAUCCUGCAGAGCACCGGGGCUCCUGCCCUGAAGAAUUAG